This is a messenger RNA of Acomys russatus (golden spiny mouse), 4253 nucleotides long. RefSeq names its product BLM RecQ like helicase (gene Blm). The record is from RefSeq and is a predicted model, not a curated record. Gene Ontology annotation, cellular component: cytoplasm; nucleus; chromosome. Gene Ontology annotation, molecular function: ATP binding; 3'-5' DNA helicase activity; hydrolase activity, acting on acid anhydrides, in phosphorus-containing anhydrides. Bases 116 to 4084 code for a protein of 1322 amino acids. The transcript has 20 exons. NCBI's taxonomy places the organism in Eukaryota, Metazoa, Chordata, Mammalia, Rodentia, Muridae. Gene Ontology annotation, biological process: DNA replication; telomere maintenance; double-strand break repair via homologous recombination.
AGCCAUCCUUCUUGCGGCGCGAAGCGAGGCAGCGCGGGGCGCCGGAGGGCCUUGUCAGCGCGCGGAGUUUGGAUAGUGGUUCGGCCCGGUGGCGGCGUGAGCCUGAGUGAGGAUCAUGGCUGCCGUUCCUCAGAACAAUCUACAAGAACAACUGCAGCGCCAUUCAGCCAGAAAACUUAAUAAUAAUAAACUCAGCCUUUCAAAACCAAAAUCUUCACGCUUUACUUUUAAAAAGAAAACAUCAGAGAACGAUGUGUCUGUCACUAGUGUGUCUGUGGUAAAAACACCUGCGUUGAGUGAUAAAGAUGUGAGUGUGUCUGAGACCUCUUCAUUCACUGAGCCUCCGCCCCACACACCAAAGCAGCAGUCAAUGAUUGAUAGCUUCUUUAAAAGUUCUGGAGGACAGCAGACCAAGGGGACCUGCACCGAAGCAUCACUGCUGGACGGGGCACAGAUUCCUCAGGAAGUUGUAUGCACUGCCCCAAAAACCCCAGCUGCAAAGAAACCCCACAUUGCUGUUUUCAAGAAAUUAGAAUUUAGUUCUUCACUAGACUCCCUCAAUGAUUGGGCUGACAUAGAUGACUUUGAUAUUUCAGAAUCAGAUGCGUUUGUUUCACUGACCAAAAAUCCUGUUGCAAGAGUAAGCACUGCUCAGAAAUUGAAAAAGACAAAGAAAAACUUUUUUAACCCACCACUUCAUAAAGUAACUACAGCAAAGGCUGACUUGACUCCUUCCCCUGAAAGCCUGCACGUGGACAUAACUAAGGAUCACAAGGAUAAGUGCCUAAGCAGUGACGUGAUCUGCAUCGAUGACGAUGACGAUGACGACGACGACGACACUGCUUCUGAAGAGCUCAUGAGGAAAGACUCUCAGGAAAGUCACUCUUUAAAAACUCACCUGGGAGGUGAAAGAGCCAGACAGAUGAGUGUGCAGCAGCAGCUUAUUGACGUGAUGGAGCGCAUCUGUCGAUUAGUUGAUACUGUUCCUGUUGAUGAAUUGAAAGCUUUGAAUUGUGGGAACGAGUUGCUUCAACAGCGAAGCAUAAGAAGGAAGCUCCUGGCUGAAGCGGAUUUUAAUGAAAAUGAUAUCAGUCUUCUGGGUUUACUGUGUAGGCCCAGGCCUGAUUCACUUGGUAACACUGUGCAGGGUGAUUCCUGCCCUGUGGGACAUUCUAUUAAAGAGUUAAACUCACCAUCCCCUCCCUCACACUUCCUUUCCACUGAGGAAUGUUUACUGACCACUACUCCAGGAAAGACAGGAUUCCUAGCCACCCCAGAGCAUCCCUUUGAAAGGCCUUCGUUGAAUUGUCAUUUACAGAAGUCCUUUGUAAGUGGCAACUCAGCUGAAACACUAAGGACAGAAAAAAGAACCGAAAGCACUGAUUUCCCAGGAAGUAUUCUCACAAGCACCACUGGGAAAGAUGAGAAAAAACAUGCUGCUUCAAGAAACAACACAGAGAGUGAAGUCCAGGCCUCCUAUGAUAUUGAUAAUUUUAACAUUGAUGACUUUGAUGAUGAUGAUGAUGAUGAUGACUGGGAAAACAUAAUGCACAGUUUUUCAGCCAUCAAAUCUUCCACAGCUGCCUACCCACCUAUCAAGGAAGGUGGGCCAGUUAAAUCUCUAUCAGAGAAGAUUUCUUCAGCCAAGACAAUGGCUCUUCCAUUGGCACCAACUGCUCAGAAUAAAAACCUCACAGAGUCAAGUCAGAAUCACACUGAUAAGUUGACACAAAAUUUAUCAUCAAAAAAUCUGAAGCAUGAACAUUUUCAAGGUCUUAAUUUUCCUCAUACAAAAGAAAUGAUGAAAAUUUUCCAUAAGAAAUUUGGCUUGCAUAAUUUUAGAACUAAUCAGCUAGAGGCGAUCAAUGCUGCUCUGCUUGGUGAAGAUUGCUUUAUCCUAAUGCCCACUGGAGGUGGUAAAAGUUUGUGUUACCAGCUACCUGCCUGUGUUUCUCCUGGAGUCACUGUUGUCAUUUCUCCUUUGAGGUCACUAAUAGUAGAUCAAGUCCAAAAACUGACUUCCUUCGAUAUUCCAGCUACAUAUCUGACGGGGGAUAAGACUGACUCAGAAGCUGCAAAUAUUUACCUCCAGUUAUCAAAAAAAGACCCAAUUAUCAAGCUUUUGUAUGUUACUCCUGAGAAGGUCUGUGCAAGUAACAGGCUGAUUUCUACUCUGGAGAAUCUUUAUGAGCGGAAGCUCUUGGCGCGUUUUGUCAUUGAUGAAGCACACUGUGUGAGUCAGUGGGGUCAUGAUUUCCGUCAAGAUUACAAAAGGAUGAAUAUGCUUCGCCAGAAGUUUCCUUCUGUUCCAGUGAUGGCUCUCACUGCCACAGCAAAUCCCAGAGUGCAAAAGGACAUCCUCACUCAGCUGAAGAUUCUCAGACCUCAGGUGUUUAGCAUGAGUUUUAAUAGACACAAUCUGAAAUACUACGUAUUACCAAAGAAACCCAAAAAAGUGGCAUUUGAUUGCCUAGAAUGGAUCCGAAAACAUCAUCCAUAUGACUCGGGGAUAAUUUACUGCCUCUCCAGGCGGGAGUGUGACACAAUGGCCGACACCUUACAAAGAGAUGGUCUUGCUGCUCUGGCUUACCAUGCGGGCCUCAGUGAUUCAGCCAGAGAUGAGGUGCAGCACAAAUGGAUCAACCAGGACGGCUGCCAGGUUAUAUGUGCAACAAUAGCGUUUGGAAUGGGAAUUGACAAACCGGAUGUGCGAUUUGUGAUUCAUGCAUCUCUACCUAAAUCUGUGGAGGGUUACUACCAGGAAUCCGGCCGAGCUGGGAGAGAUGGGGAAAUAUCUCACUGUGUGCUUUUCUAUGCCUAUCAUGAUGUGACCAGACUGAAGAGACUUAUAAUGAUGGAAAAAGAUGGAAACUAUCAUACAAAGGAAACUCACUUCAAUAAUUUAUAUAGCAUGGUGCACUACUGUGAAAAUAUAGCAGAAUGCAGAAGAAUACAGCUUUUAGCUUACUUUGGUGAAAAAGGAUUUAACCCUGAUUUUUGUAAGAAAUACCCAGAUGUUUCUUGUGACAAUUGCUGUAAAGCAAAGGAUUAUAAAACAAAAGAUGUGACUGAUGACGUGAAAAAUAUUGUAAGAUUUGUUCAAGAACAUAGUUCAUCAUCAGGAACAAGAAAUAUAGGUCCUUCUGGAAGAUUUACUCUAAACAUGCUGGUCGACAUUUUCUUGGGGAGUAAGAGUGCAAAGAUUCAGUCGGGAAUAUUUGGAAAGGGAUCUUCCUAUUCACGACACAAUGCCGAAAGACUUUUUAAAAAGCUGAUCCUAGACAAAAUUCUGGAUGAAGACCUAUAUAUCAAUGCUAAUGACCAACCAAUCGCCUAUGUGAUGCUAGGAACUAAAGCCCAAAGUGUGCUAAAUGGCCACUUGAAGGUGGAAUUCAUGGAAACGGAAAAUACAAGCAGUAUGAAAAAACAAAAAGCUCUAGUAGCCAAAGUAUCCCAGAGAGAAGAGGUAGUUAAGAACUGUCUUGGAGAACUUACAGAAGUCUGCAAAUUGCUGGGCAAAGUUUUUGGUGUUCAUUACUUCAAUAUUUUUAAUACAGCCACACUCAAGAAGCUUGCAGAAUCUUUAUCUUCUGAUCCUGAGGUUUUGCUUCAGAUUGAUGGUGUUACUGAAGACAAGCUGGAAAAAUAUGGUGCAGAAGUGAUUCCAGUAUUACAAAAAUACUCAGAAUGGACAUUGCCAGCUGAGGACAGUUCCUCAGGCAGAAGCCUGAUGGGCAGCAGAGGCACGGGAAGGAGCAGCCCAGAUGAAACUGACGAGGAGGAAGCUCCUGUAUCUUCUCACUACUUUGCAAAUAAAACUAGAAAUGAAAGGAAGAGGAAGAAAAUGCCAGCCUCCCAAAAGCCCAAGAGGAGAAGAACUAGUUAUGGUGGCUUCAGAGCAAAGGGGGGCUCUACUACAUGGAGAAAAGCAUCUUCUAAAAGUAAAUUCUCUAGUGUAACUGGAUCCAGCUCGGCCUCAUGUGCUUUUCAAGCAACAUCAACAGCCAGUAGAAAACUGGGGAUUAUGGCUCCCCCGAAGCCUGUAAGUAGGACAUUCCUUAGGCCUUCGUUUGCGUUCUCCUAACAGUACUUCUCAGCACGUGGAGCUUGUUCGGCAGCAUCUGACCGUCUGUGAAUGGGAAAGCUGUUAGUCUCAUUACAGCAUUCCAAGUUUGCACUCCUGUCUAUUAAUAUUUAAAUGUAUCUCAUGCGAUGGUUCUUAUUUUUAAAUAAAAUUUUCUUUGCUGCUAUUG